Molecule: messenger RNA, 627 nt
Organism: Meloidogyne enterolobii
Lineage: Eukaryota; Metazoa; Nematoda; Chromadorea; Rhabditida; Meloidogynidae
Source: the annotation of a GenBank genome assembly
AUGUUUUCAAUUUGGAAGCGAAUGGCAAACAGCCAUUGUUACAAAAUAAUGUUCGCUAUUGGAAUUAUUGAUAUGGCUACUAUUUUAGCUGCUGGAUUUUUAACUGGAUAUUUGGGAUAUUUUGGAUAUGUUUUUUGUUCUUCUCCAAAAUUUAUUUAUUUUGUUGGAGCAUAUGGAUUUUGUAAAAAAUUGCUUUUUUGGCUUGGGAUUCCAAUACUAUACGGUCUAUCUAUAAUAACUUGGUCAGAACCAGUAAUAUUCACCGGCAUCUACUUUAGCUGGUUCCUCAAUCCGCACAUUGGAUAUAUUGAUGAUGUUAAUCAUGAAUAUGAGAACACUCUUCUAGCAUUUCACAAUCCAUUAAUUAUAUUCUUUCUGUUAAUUACGUACUUAACGUUUUUUAUAAUUUUCGUAGUAAAAUCCAAACAAGGAGGAUUUGAAUCAAGUCAACAAAGCUACUCAGAAAUAAUGAUUUUUCUUCAAAUCUUUUUGAUUAGCUUGUUUAACAGUGGUGCAGCUUUUAUCUACGUUUAUAUGCAAUAUAUCCACAUUAAUGAAGUUGUAAUUAUAAUUGGUCAAAUAUGUUGGUUAAAUGCACACGGUGGAAAAUAUUUUUAUAACUUUUAA